This is a messenger RNA of Medicago truncatula (barrel medic), 2481 nucleotides long. Its product is annotated as protein GLUTELIN PRECURSOR ACCUMULATION 3. Bases 285 to 2216 code for a protein of 643 amino acids. The transcript has 9 exons. Gene Ontology annotation, molecular function: protein binding. The record is from RefSeq and is a predicted model, not a curated record. Lineage: Eukaryota; Viridiplantae; Streptophyta; Magnoliopsida; Fabales; Fabaceae.
UUUAGACUUGAAAGCGCCCAUCUUUUCAUGUCUAUUGAUACUGAUAGUUGAUAGUAUACAUACAUCACUUCCUUUCUUCAUCUCUUCUUUCUUUUUUGACUCUCUUUAAUUUCUCUCUUGUUAUUAUUUCAUCGUUGUCAAGCACUCUCUUCGAGUAUUCAAAUAUUCAACUCAUUCAACUCUCUUCUUACCACAUUCACAAUCACAGCAGAGUCUCUUCUUAAACAAAGAGAGAGAGAGAGAGAGAGAGAGAGAGAGAGAGAGAGAACAAAUACAUAUUAUACAUGGAGUCUCUUCUUGCUGAAACUCCUAAGAAGAAAGCAAUGUGGCUCUAUCCUAAGGUUUUAGGUUUUAAUCCUUCUCAAAGAUGGGGUCACUCUGCUUGCUUCUCUGGAAGACUUAUGUAUAUUUUUGGGGGAUGUUGUGGAGGAUUGCAUUUUAGUGAUGUACUAUGUUUGGACCUUGACAAAAUGGAAUGGAGCAAGGUUACUACAACAGGUGAAAAGCCAGGUCCUAGAGAUAGCCAUAGUGCUGUUCUUGUAGGACACAAAAUGAUAGUUUUUGGUGGUACAAAUGGUUUCAAGAAAGUGAAUGAAACUCAUAUACUUGAUCUUUACACAAAAGAAUGGAUUAAGCCUAAAUGUGAAGGGAUACCACCUUCACCAAGGGAAAGUCACACUGCUACUCUUGUUGGUGGUGAAAGACUAGUGAUUUUUGGUGGUAGUGGAGAAGGUGAUGCAAAUUAUUUAAAUGAUUUGCAUAUUUUAGACCUUAGAACUAUGAGAUGGAGUUCUUUUCCUGAGGUUAAAGGUGAUUUGCCUGUUCCUAGAGAUAGUCAUUGUACUCUAGCUAUUGGGAAUAAGCUUAUUGUGUAUGGUGGAGAUAGUGGUGAUCAGUAUCAUGGUGAUGUUAGUUUGCUUGAUAUGGAAACAAUGACUUGGACUAGGUUGAAAAAUCAAGGUUCUUCACCAGGAGUCAGGGCAGGUCAUGCAGCUGUAAAUGUUGGAACUAAGGUAUACAUCAUUGGAGGGGUCGGAGAUAAACGUUAUUGCAACGACAUUUGGGUGUUUGACAUACACACUUGUUUAUGGUCUCAACUUGAUAUACAUGGUCAACAGCCACAAGGACGGUUUUCUCAUACCGCUGUUGUUGCAGACACCGAUAUUGUUAUAUAUGGCGGCAGGUGUGGGGAAGAUGAACGUCCUCUGAAUGAAUUGUUAGUAUUGCAGCUUGCAGCAGAGUAUCCAAAUGGGCAUAACAACUUAUCGAGUUGUAAAGUCUUCGGAAGUUAUUGGAAUCAAGAAAAGAAGACCAACCUGGGAGGCGGAGUAGACACCAACACGAAAAUUUCGCGUGUCGGGAAUAAUGUGGAAGUCUUAGGAAAAUUGGGUUAUGGAGUUGCAUUAGAAAAAGUGCAACCAUAUCAAUUUGAUUCAGGAACUUCACAACAGAAGAGGAGGAGAAUUGCUGCUACAAAGGUGUGGGAUGUUGACUCAGAACAAGAAGAACAUUCUCUUUCCCUGUCUCAGCAUUCAUCUCCAUCUCAAUCUGAUCAAGAACAGACUCCAGGUCAAAAACCAAAUGCUUCUGCCAUGGAUUCUCAGCGAUAUCGCCGAGUCAAACUCGUCAAUAAAACUCCAAGCACUUGUCAACUUGACAAUUUCUCGAGUAACAAGAGAUUUCUGAAGAAUUGCACACAAAUAAGUCAACAAGAUCUUCAUGUAAUGGAUCAACAACCAAAGCAAGAACAAUAUCUACAUGUUGGUGAAGAUAAAAAAGGAGCUCGACUCCAAGCUUUAGAACCGAAGCCUGCUGGACGCGGGCACAGUCAACACCUGAUUGGUACUGAAGUUCUUGGCAAAAUUGAUGGAGCCUUUGAUUCAGGUUUUCUAAUGACUGCAGUAGUGAAUGGAAGACUUUUCAGAGGAGUUUUGUUUGCACCGGGAGCAGGAGUAGCUGAGCCAAAUUGUUUGUUUCCAUCAAGUCAGCCUCUCAUGAACUCAAAUCAUGUGGAUAAUUCGAGGAAUUCAGAGAAAGUAACUAUCAGUUCAUGUUUAGAGCCGUGCUAUGCCCUAAAGCAACCACUACAUGCUCGACCGUCUCCAAUCAUAAAAGGAACCAAUACGGUGUCCUUACCCGGAGAACAUAAAAUCAGGAGUGACUUACAAGGCUUGGCUUUAACACUAGGAGGUCCUGCAAGUGGAAAUAAUGCUUGAACCUUAGGGGGAAAUAUUGAGGAGGUUAAUAAGGUUUAUGUAAUUGCUCUGUAUUUGAAUGGAUGUGUUUGUAGGAUCAACCAUGAGUUAUGUAGUAUUGUGUUUAUUUUUCUCUCUUUUCGGAAUAAGUCGUAUCUGCCCACAAUACAACGGUAACAUAGAUAUUUAUAUGUUUGUAUCAACAAGACAAUUCCAUGUUUAUGAUGAAGAGCUUGGAGAAAAUUACAAAAUAUUCAAAAUGUCCUUAGGUUGGAACAUUUGAUUA